CGGCCAUGUGAUUAUUGUUUUCUCCGUUGCCUUCGCCGGGAGAGGCCAGUCAAGCUAACCACAGCGGCGAGAUGCUGUUAAUGAGCCGUGGCGGGGGAUGCUGCGCUCACCAACCCGUGGAGGGACGCAGCGUGGCACGGGGAGGCGCCAUGCUGAUCGGAUGCUGCCGCCCCGCAAGAUCUCCCACUCGUGCUCGGCUGGACUGCUCCCCACCUUCAGCCGGCUACAGGUGGGCGGGGACGGACAGGUGAAGGCGCCGCCCCCCGCCCGCGCCCCCGCUCUCCACCACGGCCCCGUCACCAUUCCUCACGCCGGGGGGCUUCUGAGGGUAUGGGCCGAGGUCCGUAGCGGCGCCCUCCACAUAUACCCCCAGCGGGCCGCCACCCUGCCGUCCCUGGUGGUGGGGCAUCUGGAGGCCUGCCGCGUGUCCCUGGCCAGCCUGACCCCUGACCCAUCAUCAUCAUCAUCAGCAUCAUCGUCAGCAGGAUCCUCACCCUUCGCCUCCUUCGUCGCCGCCUCCUCCAACGUCUCCGUCCCCGCCCACUGCGUCACCGUUCACCGUCAGGUACGGGAGGAGGUGCGGCUGCUGCUGGGGACGCGAGAGGAGGCCGAGGCGUGGGCGGGGAUGCUGCAGGUGACCGCCGUGUCCCGCUCCCUGCAGCUGGAGGGCCUCAACCUAGAGUGCGGGGCUGCAGACUGCUCCCUGCCAGGUGUUGAUGGCUCGGCAGGUGAAGAUGACAGCCUCGAUGAUGGACCACGCGAGGACGAGGACGAGGGCGAGGGCGAGGGUGAGGACGAGGACGAGGAGGACAGGACUGAAGAAGCUCUCGCCAGUCUGAUCAACCUCCUUCAACCUUUUUAUUGCGGGGAUGACGUAGGGAGCGGAAGUUCCUGCGACAUGGAAAGCCCUGAAGAGGAAGACGAAGAAGGCGACGGCGGAGGAGGAGAAGGAGUGGACGUAGAAGGAGGAGAGGGAGGGGUACUAGAAGGAGACAUCCCCCCGCCGUCCCCCUCCUCCUCCCUCUCCUCCACCACUACCGUAGAAGGGACUGAAGUUCGCCUCCGCCGCCCCCUCCGCCUGUCUCCUGACGAUGACGGGGGCCGAAGGGAGUUGCUGCAGCAGAUGUUGGCCACCAAGUCCCUGCUGGAGAAGAAGCAGAGGAACCGACGCUCAGGGGCGGGCGCGUGGGCGGUGACGGCCGGGGAGGUGGAGAACGAGUACGACAGGGCGCAGUACGAGGCCCAGCAGUCAGCCCUGAGGAAGGCGGUCAUCCUGCGCCAGAGGAAGAACUCCACGGCCAUCAAGAUGGCAACACUGGAGCGCCAACAAUCCAACAAGGGGAAGAAGCAGAAACAGAGGAAGCAGAGAGGGAAGACGGAGACAGCAGGCGGCAGUAUCAUAACCUCUAACGGAGGAGGGGGUGGCGGGGGCAGCGGCAGCAGGAAAGGCCGAGGGAAAGGAGGAGGAGGCGGAGUAGGAGGAGGAAGAGGAGGACUCGUUUGGGACGCGAUAAGGGAGUUGGGAGUCGGAGUGGAAGUUGGAGACGAGGACGUAAGCCACCAACUCGAGACUUUACGAAGGCGACUUAGCGCCCUGGACAGUGAGUUGAGGGAGAGUAAGCAGACCACGGAGAGGACACUUCAGGACCUGCAGCAGCGACGGGAACAGGAGUUGCAUCUCAUCAAGGACCUGGGGGGUGUUGCGGAGGACCUGUCCCUCGUGGGGGGCGGCGCGGCGGGGGCAGGGGGGCUGUCGGAGGCAUCCUUACUCAAGAACAAUAUUGGUGGAGGUGGAGGAGGUUCCCUAAUGGGCUCCCUCUCCUCCAUUCCCUCCAUCGUGCUCUCCUCCUCCUCCAACCUCAGCGGCGGCGGGGAGAAGAAAACGUCAGAGAAAAUCUUCGGUAUUAAGAAGGGCGGCAGCAGCAAAGAGGGGCGGACCAAGGCGCGCAACCCCCUGCACUUCCUGGACCUGAAGCUGCGAGUGUCACGCCGCCACAAGAGCACCGAGUGUCUCAGCGAACGACCCGCCGCCACGCAUGACAGAUCCCACAACAGCACCCCAGGAAACGGCUCAUUCAGCGACAACAGCAGCGACGAGGAGGGAGCCGACUCUCAGCACCCACAGCAACAACCACAGCAGCAGCCACAGAGCCCCACCGCCACGCCCCAGCAGCAGCAGAUGGACGGGCUGGGCGGCGUGCGAACGGAGGUCAGCGUGGAGGCCCUUCGCGAGAUCGAGGCGUUCAAGCAGCUCAUCCACCGCUACUUCGCCACGCACCCACGCCACGACAGCAUCACCGCGCACGCCAGGGAGAUACUGCUCUGAAGGCGAGUUUGUAGCGACCUGCCUUCCUCUACUUUACCUCCCUGUCAUCGAUCUACACUUCUCUUUUUCUGUCCUCAAUGCCAUCUGAUCGCUUUCUUUCUUCUCUCAUCGCACGCCAGGGAGAUACUGCUCUGACGGCGAGUGUGAGCGACCUUGCAUUUUCAUCCUCUCUUUCUCCUUCAUUUCACUCAUUUCUGCCCUCGUAUCCUUCUUCUUUCCUUCUUCUGUCUUUUAAUUCUUUCUGAUUCCUCUCCCGUUAGGUUAAAGGGAGAUGUUGUUCUAGAAGACGAGUGUGUAUAUAUUUUGUAGUGAAUUGCCUCCCUCUCCUCUACUUCGCUCUCUUCUGUCUUCAAUUCUUUGCAUUCCUUUUUUUCUGUCCUUAAUUCCUUCUAACUUCUCACUCGUCUCUCUUGUCAGGCUUUAAGAAGGUACUGCUCAAAAGACGAGUGUGACCUGCCUUCCUCUUCUUCACUUCCCUCUCUUCUGUCCUCUCUCUCUUCUCUUCUUUGGUCUUUCUUUUGUACCUCUUGAUCGCUUCCUUCCUUCUCUUAUCCCAUCGCAUUCCAUAGAGAUAUUGCGUUAGAAGGCGAAUGUAUAGUGCCUUAUUUUUCCUCUCCUUCACUUCCUUCCUUGCCUUUCUUUUGUUCUCUUCUUAGUUCCUUCUGAUCCUCUUCCUUCUCCCCACUCGUCUUUCUUGUCAGGCUCCAGGGAAAUACUGCAUGUUGUAGAAUGUUAGUUUCAAGCAUGUCACAUUCCUCCACUUCACUUCACCCCUCUGUCUUCCCUCUCGUCCUUCUCUUCAAGGCCUCUAAGGAAAUGCUGUUGUAGAAGGUUGUUAUAGUGUGGAGUGGGUGUUCUUUCCUUCUUUAACCUGUGUUUUUCUCUCAUUCUCGUUUCCCUCUUCUCCCUUUUCCUUCUGCUCUCCAUUCUCACAUUCCAAGGACAUACCGCUGUAUCCGACUACACACCCCUGGCUUGAAGAAAUGUUUUAUAUUAUAGUGUGUUGUACCUUAUGUUUUUUUGUGUGUUCUUAUGUCUUAUCCACCACCAAGCUUCUUUCCUUUCUCGCAUUCAUUCUUCUCUCUCACCUUCACUCUCCUUUCUUCUCUCCUCUCUUCCCUCUCCUCUCCUCCUCCUCCUCCUCCUCUUCUUCCACUUACGUUUACUUUCCCUAUAUUACUGUACAAAUAAAAGUGUAUCUGUAAAGUUGUAUAAAAAAAUAUAGAUACGUAGAAUAAGUAGACAAGUUUGUAAAGAGAAGAAGGUAAUGUAAUGAAUGUCCCUUCUUCACAUGAGUUGUUGGGAAGUAAUGUAAAGUUUGUUUGUGUUUUUUUGUAAUUAAUUAAUGUAGUAAAUUAUUAUUAUUGUAAAUUGUAAAGUGUAUGUAUGUAUGUAGCUCUGUAUUGUCUACCGUAGUUGUGUAGUGUAUGGUGGUGAUGGAGGUGAUGUGGUGAUGAUGUAGGGGUGGGUAGUGAUGUUGAUGGAUUGGUGAUGUGUUCCAGUCAAUUCAUUUUUAUUGUUUAUUUUUUUAUUACUUUUUUUGUGUGUGCCUCCAUCACCCCAUCUUCCAAACCCUUAGCCAAGCAUGUGUAGUUUUUUUUUUUUUUUUUUUUUUUUUUUUUUUUUUUUUUUUUUGUGUGUGUGUGUGUGUGUGUGUGUGUGUGUGUGUGUGGUUGCUAUAGUUGGUGGUGUUGUCUAUGGUAGUGGUUGAGGUGGUGAUGGUGAUCGUGGUGACAUUGUCUUUCAAUUAUAUACACAUGAAAUGAGACAAAUUUAAAGAGCUAGAUAAACAAACACAAGAUUAAAGCCCACAGAAGAUAAAUUUAAGCUCCAAAGUGAAAUCAAGAACAAGUUAGACAAGUGUUAUAUAUUCCAUUGUUUUGUACCUUAUGUUUUUGUGUUCUCGUCCACCACCACCACCACCAUACCCCUACUUCAUACACACACACACACACACACACACACACACACACACGCACACGGCUCACCAUUCCUUACCCUUUGUACACAUUCUGACUCAGGGCCACUUUCACGGUUCGUCAUGAUGGGUUAGUAAGCCUCCCAACCAAUACCAAAGACUUCAAAACUUCCUUGUGUAGUGUUUGGUGUUCAUAUUUAAGUUCAGAAAUUCUACUAAACUAUACACCGGAAAUCUCUUGUGUAUCUGGUGUUGCAUUGAAAACCUCACGACUAUUGAUGGUAUGAGACUGAAGAGUUUGGUUAGGGCGAUUACAAAGCCACUGUGUUGGGCUGUGAGAUCGGCUCCAAAAACCCUGUAGUUGUAGUAGUAAACGUAGCAUGAUUUCUAGUAGGGUUAUUAGUGACAGGAGAAGUAUAUGUCGUAAGUCUAUCAGUAGAAAAGUAAUUGUAUUAGUAUUAGUAAUGUGUAUAACAAGAGGCUAUUUUGAGUACUAUAUAUAAUCAGAGGCUACUACUUAAUAAUAAUGAUAACAACAAUGAUGAUGAUGAUGUCUAACCCACCAAUAAUGUUUUUCAAAGAUGACAUUUAUGAUUUUA
Molecule: messenger RNA, 4843 nt
Organism: Eriocheir sinensis (Chinese mitten crab)
Lineage: Eukaryota; Metazoa; Arthropoda; Malacostraca; Decapoda; Varunidae
Exons: 11
Coding region: 98-2326 (742 amino acids)
Source: RefSeq, a predicted model, not a curated record